UUCGUUGUGUUUUGUUUCUCUCAGCUUUGAAUUCUAGUUAGUCCAAGGGUAGAGCCAUGUCUGUUCAAGAGGCCCGUCCAAACCACACUAUCUACAUCAACAAUCUGAAUGAGAAGAUCAAGAAAGAUGAGUUGAAGAAAUCGCUAUAUGCCAUAUUUUCACAGUUUGGUCAGAUUCUGGACAUCCUUGUCUCCAGGAAUUUGAAAAUGCGAGGCCAGGCCUUUGUGAUCUUCAAAGAAGUCAGCAGUGCUACAAAUGCGCUGAGAUCAAUGCAGGGUUUUCCCUUCUAUGAUAAACCAAUGCGGAUUCAAUACGCAAAGACUGAUUCCGAUAUUAUUGCCAAGAUGAAGGGCACCUAUGUGGAACGUGACCGGAAGAAGGAGAAGAGGAAAGUAAAGGCACCCGAGCCUUCUGGUAACAAGAAGGCUUCAGCACCCCCGACAGCUAACGCAGUUCCCCCUCCUGUCUCAGGCAUGCCCAUGAUGAGCCAAGCCCCACGGAUGAUGCCAAUGCCAGGACAGCCUCACUACAUGCCCCCACCAGGGAUGAUGCCACCACCUGGUAUGGCCCCUGGACAGAUGCCACCAGGUUCCAUCCCUCCUGGCCAGAUGAUGGCUGGACAAAUGCCACCACCAGCUCAGACAGUGCCUGAGAAUCCACCCAAUCACAUCCUUUUCUUAACCAACCUGCCUGAGGAGACCAAUGAGCUAAUGCUAUCCAUGCUUUUCAACCAAUUCCCUGGAUUUAAGGAAGUCCGUCUGGUACCUGGUCGUCAUGACAUUGCCUUUGUGGAAUUUGAUAAUGAGGUCCAGGCUGGGGCAGCACGUGAUGCGCUUCAGGGAUUCAAGAUCACACAGUCGAAUGCAAUGAAAAUCUCCUUUGCAAAGAAAUGAGGGGUCAGGAUGAUUGAACUGGUUAUUUCUGGCUUUAUUUUCAAAAGCUGUUUUGUUUUUUUUAAAAUUGUGGGUAAUUGGCCUGUAUUAGAUUUUUAAAGUUCUGAUGCUUCAGGUAAGUGUUAAGUGAGCAGACUCGUUGGCUUUGCCCUGCCCAUUGGAUCACUGUUCAUGCCCAGGUGAUGGAUUCUCCCCCUUGUCCUAUUCCUGGGUCCAUCAAAUUAAAAUUAAUUCAUUUGCCCUUUUUUAAUAAUGUCAGAAAGCAAAUUAUGGCCUCCUCCUAAUGAGAGAAGAAUGAAUUCUAAAUCUCCAUUUAUGUUAUUACUUGGCAUUUGGCUGGCCCUGUUUGGCUACAUUUUUGCGUGAAUGUGUCUGACAGGCUGAGGCAAGCAACAGUUUGGUUUAAUCACACGGUGUAAGAAAGCUCUUCACCCAGAGUCUCCGUGACAUUGCACCUGGAGCUUUCAAACUUUACUGAAACAACACAAAUAAAUUUUUUUUAUAUAA
Molecule: messenger RNA, 1400 nt
Organism: Chiloscyllium plagiosum (whitespotted bambooshark)
Lineage: Eukaryota; Metazoa; Chordata; Chondrichthyes; Orectolobiformes; Hemiscylliidae
Source: RefSeq, a predicted model, not a curated record